AUGAAGACUAUAUACUUGCUACUGGGAAUAUGCGUCGCUACGGCUUUUUCGCUCCCAUCGCAAGAGAGGAUUGUAGGAGGAACAAUAACCAACAUUAACAAUUACCCUUUCGCCGCGUCGCUACAGUAUACAUGGGACGGGGUAUGGUUUGGUCACAAAUGCGGUGGUACCAUCCUGAACAGCCACGCCAUGCUCUCGGCAGCACAUUGCUGGUGGAACAACGUUGUCGAAAUCAAAUUUCGUGUGCGUUCAGGUUCCACAACCAAAAGUAAUGGCGGCUGGUGGCACAACGUGGCGCAACUUAUCGGCCAUCCCCAUUACAACCCGGCGAACCACGACAAUGACAUCGGCGUGGUCCGAGUCGCCUCUGCCUUCAUGAUCGGGGCACCCAACGUGCGAGCUGGUCGCAUCGCUGGAGCUAACCACCACGUUCCAGACAAUCGUGACGUCGUUGCUCUUGGAUGGGGAAAUAUACACACUGAAGGACCUGCAUCAGAAAACCUGCGGCGCGUUGUACUUAGAACUGUCAAUCAAGCUAGAUGCAGUAGUGACUUUUUUGGAGGCAUCACUGCCAACAUGCUGUGCGCCAACUGGUACGAUGGAUCUAGAAGCACCUGCUUUGGCGAUUCUGGCACUGGUCUACUGUUGGACAACGUUGUCGUAGGCGUUUGCAGUUUUAUCGGCUGGGACGGCUGUGGCUCAACUCGCUGGCCUGCAGUUUUUGCCAGAGUUUCUAGAUACGAGGCUUGGAUACGAAACCAUGCUUAA
Bicyclus anynana (squinting bush brown) is the source of this 768-nucleotide messenger RNA. RefSeq names its product trypsin CFT-1-like. Gene Ontology annotation, biological process: proteolysis. Gene Ontology annotation, molecular function: serine-type endopeptidase activity. The record is from RefSeq and is a predicted model, not a curated record. Bases 1 to 768 code for a protein of 255 amino acids. The transcript has 5 exons. Lineage: Eukaryota; Metazoa; Arthropoda; Insecta; Lepidoptera; Nymphalidae.